Closterium sp. Naga37s-1 is the source of this 1194-nucleotide messenger RNA. Lineage: Eukaryota; Viridiplantae; Streptophyta; Zygnematophyceae; Desmidiales; Closteriaceae. The record is from the annotation of a GenBank genome assembly.
AUGAACUUCUUCCGCGGCUGCCUUUUCGCACCAGCUGCUGUUGCUCCUCCUCCUGUUGCCGCCGCUGCAGCUGUAGCACCGUUAACAGCAGCACCUGCUGCUCCCCCAGUGCUUGCGACGCCUGCAUCUGUCUCUCUGCUUCUUUCCAGAGGCACGGACGCAGCAGCUACCAUGGGAGGAGAGGGAAGAGAUGACGUGGACGCGCCUGAUUGGCUCUUCCCAGAAGGCCGGAAAAGCUCCUCCCUCUCGUUUCCCCCCUUUCUCCCUCUCGUUUCCCACCCUUCCGCCUCUCGUUUCCCCCUCUUCCGCCUCUCGUUUCCCCCCCUUCCCCCUCUCAUUUCCCCCCCUUCCGCAUCUCGUUUCCCCCCCUUCUCCCUCUCGUUUCCCCCCUUCCCCCUCUCGUUUCCCCAACUUCUCCCUCUCAUUUCCCCCCUUCUCCCUCUCAUUACCCUCUCCUCCCCCUCUCAUUUCCCCGCUUUUCCCCUCUCGUUUCCCCUCCUUCUCCCUCUCAUUUCCCCCCCUCCUCCCUCUCGUUUCCCCCCUUUUCCCCUCUCGUUUCCCCCCCUUCCGCCUCUCAUUUCCCCCCUUUCCCCCCUCGUUCCCCCCCCUUCUCAAACUCGUUUUCCCCUCUUCUCCCUCUUAUUUCCCCCCCUCCUCCCUCUCGUAACCCCCCCUUCCCCCUCUCAUUUGUCCCCCUCCCCCCUCUCGUUUCCCCCCCUUCUCCCUCUCAUUUCCCCCCUUUCCCCCUCUCGUUUCUCCCCAUCCUCCCUCUCGUUACCUUCAUUUCCCCCUCUCCUUCCCCUCAUUUCGCCCUCCUUCCCCUCAUUCACCCUUUCCUUACCCUCAUUCCCCCCUCUGUGUCCCCUCAUCUCCCCCUCCCGCUUCCCACAUUUCCCCUUCUCCGUCCUCUCCUCUCCCUCUCUCCGUCCCCUCCUUUACCCCUCCUUUACCCCUCCUUCCCCUCAUUUUCCCCUCUUCCUCCCCUCAUUUCCUCCUCUCCUUUCCCUCAUUUACCCCCUCCUUCCCCCCAUUACCCUCGAGGAGGGUCCGGGUGAGUGCGCUCAUGCUGCUGGCGUGCGCGAGGGAGCUGCAGCGCCCUCCCAUGCUGCACAUUCCUUCCCUUCCUCCCCCCUUUGCUUACCCUUCCUUACUUCCCCCCCACAACACGACGGACACCAGGCCUUCUCAUUCUGA